This is a messenger RNA of Centruroides sculpturatus (bark scorpion), 2869 nucleotides long. Its product is annotated as transforming growth factor-beta-induced protein ig-h3-like. NCBI's taxonomy places the organism in Eukaryota, Metazoa, Arthropoda, Arachnida, Scorpiones, Buthidae. The record is from RefSeq and is a predicted model, not a curated record. Gene Ontology annotation, cellular component: extracellular matrix. Gene Ontology annotation, biological process: extracellular matrix organization; cell adhesion. The transcript has 14 exons. Gene Ontology annotation, molecular function: cell adhesion molecule binding. Bases 360 to 2723 code for a protein of 787 amino acids.
GAAAAUUACAAUAAUUCAAGUAAAACAUUCAGGAAGUUCCCAUUGAAAAGUAAUGCUUUGGAAUGGAACUAAUGGCUACGGAAUAUCGAAGGUCCUCCACCAAUUUAAAGCCUUAAUCAAACGAGAGAGUUCACUUUUUACCGCGCUAAAAGGUCACUUCUUACGUAACGCCACUGUAGUAUUAUUUUUAUUUUGAACGCAUCCCGUCGAGCUUAACCGUGACCGAAGAGACUCGUCGUGAUCGUGUAACGUAAGCAACAGCAUUUGUGACUCCUCGAGGUCAAUGGCUCGUCGUACAAACUUAUAAAAGCCGCUUCGACUCGACUCCAUCCUCGUAUCGUGCGUUUGGGACGGACCGGAUGAAGUACUUGGCCGCUUUCUUGCUGAUUUGCAUAUUCGCGCGCGCUGUAAAUGGAUCCAGGAAAAGGAGAUUUUUGGAUUAUUUUAAUCCCGCGCAACCAAAUUUGCUUCUUAAUACACCCGACCACGUGUGGGAGGAUCACGCCGACAGGAUCUGGAGAAUGAACAGGAAUCGCCAAUUGCAUUUUCGUCGUCCGGAUGGUUUCUUCGACGAUUCUAAUUUUUGGGAAAGUUUCCCGUCUCCGAUUAAAGUGCCCGAUUGGUUUCCAUUGAGACCUUUCCAAAAUCCUUGGCCCCCGUUUUCUAGACCUCGCUGGGAGGCUGUGGACGUGACCGGAAUCGGAAGGACUUUCGCAUCUAACGACAGACCUUGGUGGAAAGGUGCGAACGUAUGCGAAGAGAAAGAAGUGUUAAUAGAUAACGUAGAAGUGGAACGAAUUGCCAAAUCGAGUAACGAAACGUACACCAACUACGAACACAUGUCGGAAUGUAGGGAGACCGAAACUUCUUACAUCUGCAAAACGAGUUUACAAGAUGAUAACGUCAACAAGACCGUUUACGUCAAGUACGAGUGUUGUCACGGUUUCAAAAGACGUUACGACGGUGAACCGGGUUGCGUCGAAGUCGACCUGAAAGACUUGAUACAGACGAUUCGAUCGUUGGCACUGACGCGCUUCUUGGAACUGACCACAGACAUCGGCGUGGAAGACGAAUUCAGGACCAAUAAUUUUACAGUUUUCGUGCCAAAUAACCAGGCCUUCGAAGAUUACGAAAGGCAACGAGACGGCAAUGGCGAAAUGACCAUCACCACCACAGAAGAUACUAAAAAUAUGCUCACGGGCCACGCCAUCGAAGGUUUCCAUAAAUCUGGUGACUUGGUAGACGAACGCGUCGUUCCUUCGGCAAAUGGGCGCAGCGGAAUUCGUACCAACAUGUUCUUCAUGCCGGAAAAGAUAAUAACGACUAAUUGUGUUCGAGUAGUUAGCAUUAACAAUUAUGCGAAGAACGGUGUGGUGCAUAUUGUGGAAAAAGUAUUACCUCAACCGACUAGAACUUUGGCCGGUAUCAUUUCUAGCGAUCCUCAGUUUAGUAUUCUUAAGGGAUUGCUUAGUCGAGCUGGUUUAGUGCAAACUUUACGCCAUCCCAACGGCAACUUCACCCUGUUUGCUCCGACCGAUUCGGUAUUUAACGACGAGUCUAAUCUUAAAAUUCUAGAAAAGGUGAUGGAUGGUAGUUCGUGCUCUACGAGGAUUCUGAAGCAUCACCUUUUGCCAAAUGUUAUUUGCACGCCCGCUUUGACUGCUCAAGCUCGAACUAUAAACGUUCUCGAAAAUUAUCUAACGUUGUCGCGAAACGAAAACGAUAAACUGUACGUGGACGGCGUGCAAAUUGUAGCUAGAGACAUCGUGGCUACCAACGGGGUCCUCCAUAUUAUAGAUGGAAUCCUGCUACCCGACGAAGUUCAAACGCUGAGCGAUGCGCUAAAAAGUGGCGGAAUGCACGAAGUUACGGAUCUCAUCGAAGAGGCGGAUCUUCGGGAGGAACUGGAUAAAUUGGAUAAUUUUACAUUCUUUGUCCCUACCAGAAAAGCUCUAAAGAAAAUGUCGCCGAUUUUGAAAGAGGAACUGAAGAACAAUAAAGAGAAGCUACGCGAAACUCUUUUAUAUCAUAUCGUGCCGCACGACAAGGACGAAUGCGACUUUAAGGACAACGUCAAGUUGCCCACUCGCGCGAAUAACAAGACAAUUAGAAUAAAUCAAUACGGAGAAUUUUCCACAAUUUCCAACGUUCCCGCACACAUUACCGCUCAAUGCGUUCGAGUGAUCCCCAGCGACAGGAGAGUGUGCGGUGGGGUGUUACACCUAGUCGAUCAGGUGUUACUUCCUCCUAAACAAAGCGUAAUGGACGUCAUCGAAGACACGAAAGAGUUUUCGGUGUUGAAGCAUUUACUUCGAGGAACGGGUCUGGAUCGUAAAUUAAGAGAAGACGAAGGGCCCUUUACUCUCUUUGCACCCACGGACACCGCAUUUUAUAGUUUUUCUGAAGUUCCCAUUUCCGAAUUAACCGAAGAUUGGAACAGAGCCGAACGAUUCCUCAAGAGGCACAUCCUGAACGAUAUGAAAUGCUGCGCGGGUAUAUUCCACUCUCCGUUUCGACACGACCACGCGAGAACUCUAGAAGGUUCUUUGGUGCCACUGCAUCGAGCAACGUCCGGAUGGAUCUGGUUCGGACGCGCUAGAAUCCAUCAAUGCGACCUGACUGCCGAAAACGGGGUGGUGCACAUCAUCGAUAAAGUACUCGGCACGCCGACGCCCAAUUUUUUCCAUCCCAUUCCGGAUAAUUCCUUCAGAUUCUUUCCGUGAUGCGUACGUUGAAUUAUCCAUACUUAAAGAAGCUUCCACGAAGACUUACGCAGCCUAUUUAUCGAUGUACAAUACGUGGGAAGAAUUACGCGCUUUCUCAUCGUAAAUCCGAUUACUGAAUCUUUCUCGUAAAUAAAUAUUUUUAA